AUGUUUUCUCUUCCUCUCUCUUCCUUGCAUUGCUAUGUUUUCUCUUCUCUCUCUCUCUUCCCUUCUUUUGCUAUUUUUUCUCUUCUCUCUCUUCUUUUAUCUAUUAUCUAUCUGUUUCUCUUCCUCUCUCUUCCUUUCAUUUCUAUCUUUCUCUUCCUCUCUCUUCCUUCCUCUCUCUCUUCCUCUCUCUCUCCCUUGCAUUGCUUUUUUCUCUUCCUCUCUCUCCCUUGCAUUGCUAUGUUUUCUCUUCCUCUCUCUCCCUUGCAUUGCUAUUAUUUUCUUCCUCUCUCUUCCUUGCAUCUCUAUAUUCUUCUUUCUCUCUCUCUCUCCCCUAUCUAUCUCUCUAUGUUUUCUCUUCUCUCUCUUCCUCUCUCUUUGCUAUCUUUUUAUCUUCCUCUCUCUUCCCUAUUUAUUCUUGCUAUGUUUCUCUUCCUCUCUCCUCUUGCAUUGCUCUGUUUUCUCUUCCUCUCUCUUCCCUCUCAUUGCUAUCUUUUCUCUUCCUCUCUCUUCCUUGCAUUGCUAUUUUUUCUCUUCUCUCUCUUCCUCUCUUGCAUUCUAUAUCCUCUUUCUCUCUAUCCUCUUCUUCCUUCUAUCUCUAUGUUUUCUCUUCCUCUCUCUCUUUCCCUUCUCUAUCUAUCUAUCUAUCUUUCUUCCUCUCUCUCCUUGUCAUUGCUAUUUUUCUCUCUCUUCUCUUCCUCUUUCUUCUUUUCUCUUCCUCUCUCUUCCUCUUCCUCUCUCUUCCUUGCAUUUUCUCUCUUUUCUAUCUUUUUCUCUUCUCUCUCUUCCUUGCAUUCUAUCUAUCUUUUCUCUUCCUCUCUCUCUCCUUGCAUUUCUAUGUUUUCUCUCUUCCUCUCUCUUCCUCUCUCUUUUUUUUUUCUCUCUCUUCCUCUCAUUGCUCUCUUUUCUCUUCCUCUCUCUUCCUUAUCUAUGUUUCUCUUCUCUCUCUCUUUCCUUCAUUUCUAUCUUUUUCUUCUCUCUCUCUCUUCUUUUCUUCUCUUAUCUUUUUAUCUUUCUCUCUAUCUAUCUCUCUCUCCCUUGCAUUUUAUCUUUUCUCUUCCUCUCUCUUCCUCUCUCUCCUCUUGCAUUCUCUAUCUUUCUAUCUAUGUUUUUCUCUCUCUCUCCUCUCUCUCAUUCUUUUUCUAUUCCUCUCUUCCCUGCAUUCUCUCUGUUUUCUCUUCCUCUCUCUUCCAUCAUUUCUUCUUCCUCUCUUCUUCUUCUAUCUCUUCCUCUCUCUUCCUUCUAUCUAUCUAUCUUCCUCUUGUUUUCUUCUCUCUCUCUCUCCUUGCAUUUUCUAUGUUUUCUCUUCCUCUCUCUUCCUAUGCAUUCUUCCUUUUCUCUCUUCCUCUCUCUUCCUUGCAUUGCUAUCUUUUUUUCUCUCUCUCUCUCUUCCUUCAUUCUCUCUGUUUUCUUUUUUCUCUCUUCUCUUCAUUCUAUCUUUCUCUAUCUCUCUCUUCCUCUCUCUAUCUUUCUCUUCCUCUCUCUUUUUUCUUUUCUCUCUCUUUCUCUCCUCUCUCUCCCUAUCAUUAUUCUUUUUUUCUCUUCCUCUCUCUUCCCUAUGUUUUAUUCUUUCUCUCUCUCUCCCCUUCAUUUUCUCUCUCUUUCUUUCUCUUCUUCCUUGCAUCCCUAUGUUUUCUCUUCCUCUCUAUUCCUUAUCAUAUCUAUUUUUCCUCUUCCUCUCUCUCCUUCUUUUCUCUGUUUUCUCUUCUCUCUUUCUAUCUUCUAUUAUCUAUCUUCUAUCUUCCUCUCUAUUCCUUUCAUUGCUCUCUCUCUUCCUCUCUCUUUCCUUCUUUUCUCUAUCUAUCUCUCUUCCUCUCUCUUCCCUAUCUUUCUAUAUUUUUUCUCUCUUCUCCUCCUCUCUCUUCCUCUCUCUCUUUCUUCUAUCUUAUCCCUCUCUCUCUUUCUUCUCUUCCUUGCAUAACUAUCUUUCUCUCUCUCUUCCUCUCUCUCUCUCUCAUUCUUCUUUUUUCCCCUCUCUAUCUAUCUAUCUUUCCUUAUCUUUCUCUUUCUCUUCUUCUCUCUCUUCUCCCUCUUUAUUCUAUUUUUCUCUUCCUCUCUCUUCCUUUCAUCUCAUCUAUCUUUUUCUCUUCCUCUCUCUUCCUCCCAUUCUAUCUUUUCUCUAUCUCUCUCUCUCCUUCCUCUUCCUCUUUUUCUCUUUCUCUCUCUUUCUCUUCCCUAUCUUUCUUUCUUCUUCCUUCUCAUUUCUCUUUCUAUCUAUCUUUCUUCCUUGCAUUGUUAUGUUUCUCUCUUCCUCUCUCUUCCUCUUUCUAUCUUCUAUCUUUCUCUCUCUCUCUUCCUUGCAUUUCUCUCUCUUUCUCUUCCUCUCUCUUCCUUAUUCUUUUCUAUCUAUCUAUUUAUCUAUCUCUCUUCUCUCUCUUCUAUCCAUUCUAUCUUUUCUCUUCCUCUCUCUUAUGUUUUCUAUGUUUUCUCUUCCUCUUCUCUUCUCUCUUCUAUUAUCUUUUCUCUUCUCUUCUCUCUCCUUCUAUCCUCUCUAUAUCAUUUUCUCUUCCUCUCUUUCUCUAUCCUUCUAUUAUUCUUUUCUCUUCCUCUCUCUUCCUUGUCAUUGCUAUCUUUCUCUUCCUCUCUCUUUCCUCUAUUCUUUCUCUUCUAUCUCUCUAUCUAUGUCAUUCUAUUUAUCUCUUCUCUCUCUUCUCAUUCUAUCUUUUCUUUCUCUCUUCCUCUCUCUUCUCUCUCUUUAUCUCUUUUCUCUCUCUCUUCUCAUUCUAUAUUUCUAUCUUCUCUCUCUCUAUCUAUUCUAUUGUUGUCUUUCUCUUCCUCUCUCUUUCCCAUCUAUCUAUGUUUUCUCUUCCUCUCUCUUUAUUCUUUUCUCUCUUUCUCUUCCUCUCUCUUCCUUCUAUCUAUUUUUUUCUCUAUCUCUCUCUUCCUUCCAUCUCUAUUUUUUCUCUCCUCUCUCUUCUUCUCUCUUUGUUUUUCUCUUCCUCUCUCUUCUUAUCUAUCUUUAUCUUUCUCUCUUCCUCCCUCUUCCUUCUCUCUUCUCUUUCUCUUUUUCUCUUCUCUCUCUUCCUCCUCUUUAUUCUUUUCUCUUCCUCUCUCUUCCUUCAUUCCUCUCUCUUUUUCUUCCUCUCUCUUCCUAUCUAUUCCUCUUCUCUUCUCCUCUCUUCCUUUCUUUUCUAUCUAUCUCUCUUCCUCUCUCUCCCCUAUCAUUCUUCUUUUCUCUUCCUCUCUCUUCUCUUCAUCUCUCUUUUUCUCUUCUCUCUAUCUUCCCUCUAUUCUCCUUCUCUCUUCUCUUUCUGUUUCUAUGUUUUUUCUCUCUUCCUCUUCCUCUAUUCUAUCUUUUCUCUUCUCUCUCUUCCUCCUCUUUCCCUAUUUUUCUCUUCUUCUCUCUCUCUUUCUCUCUAUUAUUAUGUUUUCUCUUUCUCUCUCUUCCUUGCCUUUGUUUCUCUCUUUUUUCUCUUCUAUCUCUCUAUCUAUCUCCUUUUUCUCUUCUAUCUCUCUCUCUCUAUGUUUUUCUCUCUCUCUCUUCCUCUCAUUUUCUAUCUAUCUCUCUCUCUUUCUUUUUUCUCUCUUUCCUUCUCAUUAUCUAUUUUUCUUCCUCUCUCUCUCUUCCUUUUCUCUCUUCCUCUCUCUUUUCUUUUUCUCUCUUCCUCUCUCUUCUUCCAUCUUUCUUUAUCUUUUUCUCUCUUUCUCUCUUCUUCCUCUCUCUUUCUAUCUCUCUUUUCUACUUUUCUAUCCUCUCUUUUCCUUGUUCUCUCUUUCUCUUCCUCUCUCUUCCCUUGCAUUCUAUUUUCUAUCUAUCUCUCUAUCUAUUCUAUGUAUCUAUCUAUCUUGCAUUCUUCUAUUUUCUCUCUUUCUCUUCUCUCUCUUUCCUAUUUUCUCUAUCUCUCUCUUCCUUUUCUAUUAUGUUUUUUCUUCCUCUCUCUUCCUUUCUCUUUCCCUAUUUUUCUCUUCCUCUCUUCCUUGCAUUAUCUAUGUUUUCUCUUCUCUCUUCCCUCUCUCUUUCCUUUCUCUUCCUCUCUCUUCCUCUCUCAUUCUAUCUUUUUCUUCCUCUCUCUUCCUCUUCAUUCUAUGUUUUUCUUCUCUCUCUUCCUUGCUUUGUUUCUUCCUCUUUCUCUUCCUCUCUCUUUUCUAUCCUUUCUCUCUUUCUCUUCCUCUCUCUUCCUUCUAUUCUAUGUUUUCUCUUCCUCUCUCUUCCUUGCAUUGCUAUCUUCUUCUUCUCUCUUCUCUCUCUCUAUCUAUUUUUCUCUUCCUCUCUCUUCCUCUCAUUCUUAUUUUUCUCUUCUAUCUUCCUUCUCCUAUGUUUUCUCUUCCUCUCUCUUCCUUGCAUUCUUUCUCUUUCCUCUUCCUCUCUCUUCUAUUCUUAUUUCUCUGUUUUCUCUUCUCUCUCUAUCUCCUUCAUUGCUCUGUUCUCUCCUCUCUCUUCCUAUUCUUUUUUUCUCUAUCUUCCUCUUCCUCUCUCUUCCUUGCAUUCUAUGUUUCUCUUCCUCUCUCUUCCUCUCUCAUCUAUGUUUUCUUUUCUCUCUCUCCCUUGCAUUCUAUAUUUUCUCUUCCUCUCUCUUCCUUCAUCUCUCUUUUUCUCUUCCUCUCUCUUCUAUCAUUGCUCUUUUUUCUCUUCCUCUCUCUUCCUCUCAUUGCUAUGUUUUCUCUUCCUCUCUCUUCCUUCUUCCUUUUCUAUCUCUCUUCUCUCUCUUCUCUCUCUAUCUAUGUUUCCUCUUCCUCUCUCUUCCUCUAUUCUUUUUCUUCCUCUCUCUUCCUUGCAUUGCUAUCUUUAUCUCUUCUCUCUUCCUUGCAUUUCUAUUUUUUCUUCCUCUCUCUUCCUUCAUUGCUAUCUCUUUCUCUAUCUCUCUUCCUUAUGUCUAUAUUUUCUCUUCCUCUCUCUUCCUUGCAUUUUAUUUUUUCUCUUCCUCUCUCUUCCUUGCAUUGCUAUGUUUUCUCUUCCUCUCUCUUCCUUGCAUUCCUCUCUUUUUCUUCUCUUUUCCUUGCAUUCUAUCUUUCUCUUCCUCUCUCUUCCUUGCAUCCUAUUUUUUCUUCUCUCUCUCCUCUCUCUUCUAUCUUUCUCUUCUCUCUCUCUCUCCUUGCAUUCUAUUUUUCUCUUCCUCUCUCUUCCUCUCAUUGCUAUUUCUUUUCUCUCCUUCCUCUCUCUUCUCUCUCUCUUUUUCUUUUUUUCUCCUCUCUCUCUCUUCCUUGCAUUGCUUUAUUUUUUCUCCUCUUCUCUCUUCCUUCUAUUGCUCUUUUUCUUCCUCUCUCUUUCUUGCAUUGUCUAUGUUUUCUCUUCUCUCUCUUCUCUCUUCUCUUAUUCUUCCUUUCUAUUUUCUCUUCCUCUCUCUCUUCCUUCAUUCUAUUUUUCUUUCCUCUCUCUCCUCUCUUCCUCUUUUCUCUUCCUCUCUCUUUUCCUUCUUCUAUCUAUUUCUCUUCCUCUCUCUUUUUUCAUUGUCUUUUUCUCUUCCUCUCUCUUCCUUGCAUUAUCUAUCUUUCUCUUCCUCUCUCUUCUCUUGCAUUCUAUUUUUCUUUCCUCUCUCUCUCCUUUCAUUCUCUCUUUUUCUCUUCCUCUCCUUCUUCUCUCUAUCUUUUUCUUUCCUCUCUCUUCCUUCCAUUGCUUUUUUUCUCUCUUCUCUCUCCUCUUCCUUCUAUGUUUUCUCUUUCUCUCUCUCUCCUUCUAUCUCUCUCUUCUCUCUUCCCUCUUUCUCUCUUUCUCUUCCUCUCUCUCUCUUUCUCUAUCUAUCUUUUCUCUUCCUCUCUCUUCCUUCUAUUUAUAUUCUUUCUCUUCCUCUCUCUUCUUGCUAUUUUCUCUUCUCUCUCUUCUGUUUUCUAUUUUUUUCUCUUCCUCUCUCUUCUCUUCCAUCUCUAUGUUUUUCUCUUCCUCUCUCUUCCUUUUAUUCUAUUCUUUCUCUUCCUCUCUCUUCCUCUUCAUUCUUUGUUUUUCUCUUCCUCUCUCUUCCUUUUCCUAUUAUCUAUGUUUUCUUCCUCUCUCUUCCUCUAUUGCUCUCUUUUUUCUUCUUCCUCUCUCUUCCUUCUCUAUCUAUUCUUUUCUCUUCCUCUCUUCCUUGCAUUGCUAUGUUUUCUCUUCCUCUCUCUUCCCUUAUCAUUAUUCUUUUUCUCUUCCUCUCUCUUCCUUGCAUUCUAUGUUUUCUCUUCUCUCUCUUCCUCUCAUUUUUUGUUUUCUCUUCUCUCUCUCUUCCUUGCAUUCUAUGUUUUCUCUUCCUCUCUCUUCCUCUUCAUUAUCUAUGUCUUUCUCUCUUCCUCUCUCUUCCUUGCAUUGCUAUCUUUUUCUCUUCCUCCUCUCUUCCUUCAUUUCUAUUUUUUUCUCUUCUCUCUCUUCCUUGCAUUGCUAUUUUUCUUCUUUUUUUUCACCAGCAUAUCUAUCGUGACCGUUUACGUAAAAUUUUCUUACAUGUAACUGCAAUAUUACGUUGGCAACAACAUAUUUCUGAAUACAUACAAGCCGCCUUCAGCUCAUUCUUCUUUUUCCCCUCACUCUCAUUCCUCCACUUCGUUCUUCCCAGCAUUGUCUCUACCAACUCGAUCUUCUCUCACUCUCUCUUGCCUCUCUCUCGCCUCCUCUCUCUCUCGCCUCCCUCUCUCUCGCCUCCCCUCUCUCUCUCUCGCCCCCCUCUCUCUCGCCUCCCCUCUCUCUCUCGCCUCCCCUCUCUCUCUCGCCUCCCCUCUCUCUCUCGCCUCCCCUCUCUCUCUCGCCUCCCCUCUCUCUCUCGCCUCCCCUCUCGCUCUUGCCUCCACUCUCGCUCUCUCUCUCUUGCCUCCACUCUCGCUCUCACUUCAUAUCUCCAUAAAUUUUCUGAAGUCAUCCCUUGA
Messenger RNA from Acanthosepion pharaonis, 6765 nucleotides. NCBI's taxonomy places the organism in Eukaryota, Metazoa, Mollusca, Cephalopoda, Sepiida, Sepiidae. The record is from the annotation of a GenBank genome assembly.